UUCGCAGCAUUUAUGGUAUUAUACUGACCAAAAAGUUCGUGUUUUGGUGACAUUCACCAUCACGUCUCAUUUACUCCUGAGUGUGACAGGAUAUACUGUCCAACUUUAAUAUUUGCUGACGGACUGGUGAAUGAAAAUCCGUCGGAACAGGAAGGAUUCGAGUAAAAUUGAUUCAACAUAUACAAUGUUAACCAUUGAAUACAUAUCAAAACGUAUACAUUAUUUAUGCUAAUAGAGUUCAUGCUUUGUUUUCCGGAAGUGACGUCACUAUUUUCACACGUUUUCCCGCUGUGAAUCAUAACUUUUGGUGGUUAAACGUCUUUCAAUUAAAAAAUUUAUCUUAACUGAUCUUAUCUUAACUCAACUAAUCAUUUAUGAUUAUACUGUUGUUGGAGAGUUCGUGUUUUCUAAAAACGGAAGUGACGUCAUACGUCCUGAUGAGUCCGACAGUGUUUACUGUCCGACUUGAAUGUUCGCUGGUAUUUCCGGCCUACCACCACAUUGCUUUUUCGACAAACACUUUAGCUAGCAAGCAGAGGGAGGGCAAAUAUUUAUUGUCAAUUAUUAAUUAUAUUUCAUUUGUAUGAAUAGCACUGCUUUAUACACAUGUUAUUGACGGUGUAAAGGACUUAAGUACAGCAGAAUGGAUAUGUUUUUCUUUGACGGACCGCGAACACAUCUCCGGAAUGGUGUCACCUCCAUGGUGCAUAAAUAUACAUUUUCUCUGUAAUGUUUGAACUCAUCUAGAUUUACAGUUAAGGUGCAUGGCGCAUCAAUUGUAGCAUUUCCAACAGGUAACCUUGCUAAUAGGCUAGCCAGGCUCAUGUUUACCAACAUGGACAGGGAUGCGUACCGCAACUGUUGCAGCCUUGUCAAAAUCCCCAGGCAGUCCUACGAGCAGUUUUGCUCCUCGCAUUUUGUCGACUACAUUGAUAAAGAGCUGGGCUAUUCCAAGUUUUUCAAAAAGUACUUGCUUCCCAACCAUCCGUGCAUGUUUUCCAAAAGAUUCACCGAAGAGUGGAAGUGUAGGAAACAAUGGGUGACUGGUGAGGGGAAGCCUAAUUUCCAGAAACUGCUGCAAGAAUUUGAUGAGACUCCUGUCCCUGUGGCCAACUGUAAUGCAAAGGAAUACAAUGCAAACCCCAAACAAGUCAUGCCUUUCAAAGAAUUCAUACAAUAUUGGAAGGAGCACAUCCAGAACGGCCACUCGUCUCCUAAAGGAUGCCUUUACCUUAAAGACUGGCAUAUGCCAAGGGACUUUCCAGAACGCAAUGUUUAUACCACGCCGAUCUUCUUUACUUCCGAUUGGCUGAACGAGUACUGGGAUGCACUUGAAGUGGACGACUACCGCUUUGUCUACAUGGGACCCAAAGGAUCAUGGACACCGUUCCACGCCGACGUGUUCCGCUCCUACAGCUGGUCAGCGAACAUCUGCGGCAGGAAGAAGUGGCUGCUGUACCCUCCUGGCCAAGAGGAGUUUUUAAGAGACACGCACGACAAUCUCCCGUAUGACGUCACGUCAGGCGAACUACGCGACCUAAGCCUUUACCCGCACGCCCAAGAGGCCUGUCAGCCUCUGGAGAUCAUUCAAGAGGCCGGCGAGAUUAUUUUUGUGCCCAGCGGCUGGCAUCAUCAAGUUUAUAAUUUGGAGGACACCAUCUCCAUCAAUCAUAACUGGUUAAACGGCUGCAACGUAGACAUCAUGUGGCAGUUCCUGCAGACGGAGCUGUCGUCUGUGCAGAAAGAGAUAGAUGAGUGGAGGAACACCAUGGAUUCAUGGCAUCAACACUGUCAGGUUAUUAUGAAGGCUUGCUCCGGCAUCAACUACGGGGAAUUUGCAUCAUUCCUCAAAAUCAUCGCAGACAACCGCAUGGCUCUCCUGAAUGCUUGCUCCUCAGGAGACGCCUCCAAUUACCCACGGCAUCUCUCGGAGGCACUCGUCACCCUCGGACCUUACCACGCUGCCUUUGACUUGCAGAGAGUGGCUUACAUUUUGGAGCUGCUGCUCUGCAACGAAGAUUUUAAGCGUCUGGAUCAUUCGGCGUCCACCGUGCAGCCAGAAACGUUGCUGCAGCAAAUCCGGGACAUCAUACAAUCCACCAGGGGGCAGCAUCUCCUCUAUCAGGAAUGAGGGUGCAGUAUUUCUAAGUGGUGGUACAUUUUUGCUAAAUUUCCCUAAAAUUCAGAUGUGGAAAUAUUGAAAUGUGGACACUUUUAAUAGGAAUUAUUAGUUCAUUUAAAAAAAAUACAUUGCUUUAUUUAUUAAUAGUAUUUAUAUUCUUUCAUCGGACAAAAAAGGUGAAUGUUACAUCAUACAUAUUUCAUUGCAUGCAAUUCCAUAAAGUUUGUUAGCUUUAAAAAAUCAACUAGGCUGUUUAAGUCAUCAGUUAUUGUAAAGUCCCUUAUAUUUUCCAUGAAUUUCUCUUAAUUUUCGUUGAUAUUUUGCAAGCCCUUGUCUUGAUUAUGGAGGGCCAAAUGAAACAAAAUUAAAUAGUCUCUAAAAAGUCUUAAAAUAAUUAUUUGAUGUCUCAUUGAUUAAUUACUUUAUUAAAUAAAUCAUGGCAUAACAAUCUAUUAAAACUUGACAUAAUCAAAUCAAUAAUUAAAUGUAAUGUUACAAUAAACAAAUGAAAUUUGAUAACAUAUUUAUGAAUCUAUCCCAAUUAAAAUUAAUGACUGAUUAAUUUUCCCCAAAAUUUUUUUUUUCCUAUUAAGGCCCUCCACACUUAAUAGGCAUAGUCUGGAAAUAGCUUGAAUAGCAAUAAAAAUUAGAAUAAACACACUCCACUUAUUCCCAAACUUUAUCGUUUUAAGAAAGACUUUUAUAAAAAAUUACAAUUAGUUCUGUAAUAGGUUAAUUGGCAACACUAAAUUGUCCUUAGUGUGUAAAUGUUGUUCAUGUUGGCCCUGCGAUGAGGUUGCAACUUGUCCAAGGUGUACACCGCCUUCUGCCCGAGUGCAGCUGGGUUAGACUCCAGCACACCUCACGACCCCGAGAGGGACAAGCGGUAAAAGAUGGAUGUCUUAUUCCACGAAAAUAAAACAUCAAAGAUUCUGUUUUUAUGAUAAUCCGUACGUGCAAUGUUUUAUUGACUCGUCUUCCGUUUCUUUCUUAUCAACCUCCAGUCUAAAUACGUCUGGUACGUGACUGCCACAUACUGAUAACACUUAUCUUUACCCUCUUAGGGACUCCAAACGUUGAAAAAUGCAUCAUGAAUUGCAUCACAUCAAAGUAUAAUGUGCAUAAAUAAUUGUAAAACACAUACAAAUAAGCACGGUAGACUUUGAGAAUGUAGAC
Molecule: messenger RNA, 3298 nt
Organism: Nerophis lumbriciformis (worm pipefish)
Lineage: Eukaryota; Metazoa; Chordata; Actinopteri; Syngnathiformes; Syngnathidae
Gene: jmjd4
Product: jumonji domain containing 4
Biological process (GO): positive regulation of translational termination; protein hydroxylation
Cellular component (GO): nucleus; cytoplasm
Molecular function (GO): sequence-specific DNA binding; 2-oxoglutarate-dependent dioxygenase activity
Source: RefSeq, a predicted model, not a curated record